ACGACAUGGAAAUCGGACUUGACACAAGACACAAGUCAUUCAAUCAGCACAAGGAUGGAGCAUACAUUUCAGUUAGCACGUUUCCAGACGAGCGUUCCGUCACACCACUCGUCCGUUCCUAGAGUCCAGAUAGAGCCACACCGCAUUAAACGACCUCAUACAAAAUCGCGUCAUGGCUGCUUCAACUGCAAGGCCCGAAGAGUCAAAUGUCAAGAAACGCAGCCUCACCCUUGUGCCAACUGCAUCGGCCGGAACAUGCUGUGUAUAUACCCUUCAAAAGACCAAUCGCUGCGUCGUCGACAUGCCAGUCCACUUGGUGGCCACUAUAGACGACAGCCGCCAAGGAGCCAUGCCUCUUCGUCAAGUUACGCUACAACACCAUCGUCUUCAACCGAGUCAGCAGUGGCAUUGAGCUCACAGCAGUCUGUAGUACCUCACACCUUCACUGCGGACGACUUACGAUUCUUUCAUCAUUUCUUGAUAGCUGCAUAUCCGCAUCUCCCAUUUGGAAGUGAGGACCUAUGGAAGACGAGCCUUCCGGCUUCUGCGCACGAGUGCCCACAUCUAAUGCACGCAAUCCUAUGUUUAGGAGCCACGCAUCUCUCCUUAGUCACACCAGAUGGAAGUAGAUAUACAACUCUAGCUGUCACCCACCGAGGCCAGGCGCUGAGAACGCUAGGUAACGAGUUAGCCAAAGGAGACCAAUGCAGCAAAACCGAGCUGGAUCUCAUGCUCGCAACAGUAUACGCGCUCACAUUCCAGGCCAACUAUAUGGCAGACGGAUUAUUUGAUUUCGCCAUCAUGGUCCGAGGUUGCGGUAUCAUAACACGGCGGAUCCUGAACAAAUACAAAAGAAGCGAUAUGUUCACAUUGCUCACAUCAGAUGUUAUCAUUACCGACAUCGUGCCACAACUUCCUCACACGCCAUAUGCCGACACCGAGGAUCUGAACAGAUCUAUCGAGACAUUGCAAAGCAUCGAACCAUUGUUAGUGAGCAAUGGUCACCGCAAUGCUUACAGAGCUUUAUUGGAUACGUAUCACGCAUUGAAAUCUUCGGCGCGCGACGGCUUUGUUGCUUUUACGGGGUUCUAUGAUGACUGGGGGAGAAUGAGUAAUCGGGAGUUUAUGGAGUUUCUGGAUCCGGGGAAUUAUGUCUCGCGUCUUUUGUUUUUGCAUUAUGUGGUGGUGUCGAUUAUGUUGCGGCCGGUGUUUUGGGUUCUGAGGAAACCGAGAUUGUUGGUGUGUCCGAAGGAUGAGCUGCCGCUGUUGCAGAGGGGUGUUUAUAUUCAUGAGUGCUUGCCUUCUGAGGUACGUGGGUUGGUAGAGUGGCAGUUUCGUUUUAUCACCUUGGAUAGGGCUUCGAUUGAAGAUCCAGGCUUGAGAUCGUCUGUGAUGGAGGACCCAUCUGAAUUGAAUAUGGUAUAGAUUGCAAGAUGGUUGUAUUAGAUUGAC
This is a messenger RNA of Aspergillus pseudotamarii, 1452 nucleotides long. Its product is annotated as Zn(II)2Cys6 transcription factor. Gene Ontology annotation, biological process: regulation of transcription by RNA polymerase II. NCBI's taxonomy places the organism in Eukaryota, Fungi, Ascomycota, Eurotiomycetes, Eurotiales, Aspergillaceae. Gene Ontology annotation, molecular function: zinc ion binding; DNA-binding transcription activator activity, RNA polymerase II-specific. The record is from RefSeq and is a predicted model, not a curated record. Bases 55 to 1425 code for a protein of 456 amino acids. The transcript has 3 exons.